Messenger RNA from Camelus dromedarius (Arabian camel), 5433 nucleotides. RefSeq names its product WD repeat and coiled coil containing (gene WDCP). The record is from RefSeq and is a predicted model, not a curated record. Gene Ontology annotation, molecular function: kinase binding. NCBI's taxonomy places the organism in Eukaryota, Metazoa, Chordata, Mammalia, Artiodactyla, Camelidae. The transcript is spliced from 4 exons. The coding region runs from base 103 to 2154 and encodes 683 amino acids.
CUCGCUUACGGCUUCAGAUCCGCGGUGCGUGAGCCCCGGCGGACUCCGGGAGACUGAUUUUCUGUGGGGCUGUGAGGCCAAAGAUAACCUUUAUCAGAAAGGAUGGAGUUGGGAAAAGGAAGACUUCUCAGGACUGGACUGAAUGCAUUGUAUCAAGCAAUACACCCAAUUCACGGCCUUGCCUGGACUGAUGGAAAUCAGGUAGUCCUGACUGACUUACAGGUUCAGAGUGGAGAGGCCACGUUUGGAGACUCAAAGGUCAUUGGACAAUUUGAACAUGUGUAUGGGGUGUCCUGGGCCCCACCUGGUACAGCUGAUACACCUGCUCUGCUCGCUGUCCAGCACAAGAAGCAUGUCAUUGUGUGGCAACUGUGUCCUAGCACCUCGGAUACAGGCAAAUGGCUGAUGGCUCAGAACUGUGAGAUAAGACAGUCACUCCCUGUCCUUCCCCAGGGCUGUGUGUGGCACCCAAAAAUUGCUGUCCUGACUGUGUUGACUGCACAGGAUGUCUCCGUUUUCCAUAAUGUCCACUGCAACAGUUCCCAGGUAAAAGUGGACCUCAACACCCAAGGCCUCAUUCACUGUGCGUGUUGGACCCAGAAUGGCCAGAUGCUGGUGGUGGCAGUAGGCAGCAGCCUGCAUUCUUAUAUUUGGGACAGUGCUCAGAAGGCUCUUCACAGGUGCUCCUUCUGCCCAGUGUUUGAUGUGGACAGCCACGUGUGCUCCAUCGGAGCCACUGUGAACUCAGAGGUUGCUAUAGCCACUGAGCUUCCACUAGGUAAGAUUUGUGGCUUAAAUGCAUCUGGAACCUUUGACGUUGCCCCUAGUGGUGAAGACACUUGUUCAUAUACUUUACCAGUUACUGAUGAAGUUUCCUCUGUGGAUAACGACGCAGUCGCUUCUGAAUCAAGUUCUGAAACACCGGUUUCUCCCUUUUCUUCAUCCUUUUCUGAUCUUCUGGAUCUAACUCAUAUACACUUCAGCAGAUCUAAAUCUGAGGGUAGUUCUCUUAUUUGUCUAAGAAAAAAGGACUAUUUGACGGGAACUGGCCUGGAUUCUUCACAUUUGGUCUUCUUGAACUUUGAGAAAGAGGUUACGCAGAACAGGAAAGUCACCAUUCCGGGCAUUCUGGUUCCUGAUCUAAUAGCAUUUAGUCUUAAAGCACAGGUAGUCGCAGUGGCUUCCAAUACGUAUAAUACAAUUUUUAUCUAUUCUGUCAUUCCAUCAUUUAUGCCAAACAUCCGGCAGAUUCAGUUAGAGAGUAAUGAAAGACCAAAAGGCAUAUGUUUCUUGACAGAUAAAUUAUUAUUAAUUUUGGUAGGAGAACAAAAACCCACUGAUUCAGCAUUUCUUCCUUCUUCAAAGUCUGAUCAGUAUAUCCUUCGUUUGAUUGUUAGAGAAGUGAUGUUGGAAGAAGAAUCUCCAGUGACGUUGAGUGAAAACCAGAGUGGUUACUCUGCUCUCAGUACUGUGUUAAACCAAGCAAAUAAAAAGCUAAUUGAAAGUCUUUCCCCAGAUUUUUAUCACCAAAAUGGAGGGCUCUUGUUAACAGCUAAUAGCAGCAAUCCAAGUAGGAAUCCUGGAAGAACCCUUAUUAAAGAAAUCAAAAGUCCUCCAUCCAGUAUCUGUGAUGGCUCCACAGCCCUAGAAACUGCAGGUGCCGGACCUGUUAACCAGCCAGUAACACUGCCCAGACCCAGCGGCACUCCAGACCACACCAAGACCCCAGAACCUACUAACUUACAAAGGGAAAAGGAAAUUUAUCAGCUGUCUAAAGAACUGAAAGUUUUAUCCAGGAACCUAAAUGAAGUGCAGCAAUGUCUUUCUGAGCUCACAGACUCUCUACAGAAUGGAAAGAAAUCCUCUCCUUCGUAUCCACUCUCUCCGGAUCUACCGUAUGUUCACAUCACUUGCCAGAAGUCUUGUUUUGUAGGUCCUGUUGUUGGAAAAAGAGACGUCCUUCUCUGCAAUGGCAAAUUAAGACUCAGUACACUUCAGGAGACUUUUGGCCUAUCACUUAUUGAAAUGCUGCAUGGCUCCCACUGGAUCCUUCUCUGUGCUGAUAGCGAAGGCUUCAUCCCGUUAACUUUCACAGCCACACAGGAAGUAAUCAUAAGAGAUGGCAGGUCAGAUGUCUUUAGAGACUCUGUCUGAGACUCUUGAUCUUGGUCCUUGAAGUUUGUAGAGACCUCUAGCCCAUAGUAUACAUACUAGCGGCUGUCUUAACCAUUUAGGCAGUGUGGCCUGAUACUUGUUUGCAGAGUAUUUGCUGAGUAGCCCUUCAGAUGAGGCCAUUACAAACAAGAUCUGUUUUCCGAGGCGGACUCUCCCCAGCUGGGAUUUGCGUUCAGAGGUGAAGCACUUGCCAUGGUUGGCUUGGCCACUUUUCUCCCUUGGGGCUGACGCUCCCUGCUCUGCAGCAGAGCCCAGUCUUUGUUAGAUGGCACAGAAAGUGGUUAGUUAUGUAUUCAUGACUAUGUGGUUUUGUCUAAGGGCAGAAUUCCCAGCACAAAACAAUAUUAUGGUGCCAUAUGGAUUGUGUUUUAUGGUUUCUCUGAGGCUUUCUGUCCCUUGCCCAAAAUGGUAUUAAAGCUCUUAGAAGCACUUAAAAGAUACCUCAGCAUUGUUGUAGAUCUUUUUCUUGGCUUGAGUGUGAAGAGUGCUGGAGAACAUCUGCUCCAGCAUCUUUUUACCCUAAACCAGCAGGAAUUGGCAGAGUUCAAAGUAAGACAAAAAAUCGGUUGACUUCUCCUCCUAGUGCUUCCUGGAACAGGAAGUAGCUCUAAUGUUGACUGGACCUCAGGAUUUAAACCUAACCCUUUCGCUUCCCUAGAAAGUUCUUGCCAACAGCCGUCCAGAUACUCGUAAAACUGGCCCUGAGCAAGUUUCAAAUGAAAUUUAAAUGCUUUGGCUCCCUCUGGGUCCCACUUGUGUGUGUCCUGAUGUUACUGAUGUGGGGCCUAUGGCAUGAUUUUGUGCUGUUGCCCCUAAUGAUUUUCUCCCUGGUAGGUUCCCCCCCUCCCUCACUUUAUGGAUCAUAAAAAUACCCUGUUUCUCUCCCAGUAAUCAACUCCCUUAGUUAAACUAUCGCUUUAAAUUUUGUUAUUUUUCUCCUCCCUUCCCUGCCAUUCAAAUCUUAGAGACCAGCAUAGAGUCUGUGAGAGAAAGUAUUUCAGAAAAUUAGAGGUUUCACUAAAUCUGAGAUAUUUUAUUAUAAUUAUGGGCUAAAGUGCCAGCUUAGUAUAGUGGAAAGAGCCCUGAUUCCAGGUUUGGAUGGACUCACAACUCCUCACUGCCUUCAAACAGAGUCAUAAACUUAAGUCACUGCAGCAUAACAAGUGGAUUGGCAUGUGGCUAGUCAGAGCACAUCUGCAGAUGAAUUUUUCUGCCAUAGCAGCUCAUAUGCAUAGGAGUACAUAUGCAUCUUUUCCCCAUUUUCUUUUAAAAUUUUCUGGAAAGAAGUAUUCUGUACCCUGAGGACUCCUGUCUGUCUGUUACAGUUUAUGAAGAUGGAGCUGGGAUAGGGAAGAAGCGAGGGCCCAUUUGUGGUUGAAACGCAUUAGAGAGAUGCUGGGAUAAUGGAAGUGGAGGCCACUUGUCUGUAAUCAGUCGCCUGAGAGCAGUGGCUGAGUGGUCUGAGGCCUGGCUCCAUUCUCAAGGGAAGUGUCCGGCGUAACAUGUAACUGAAGCCUCAAGAGGGGGCUUGGUCGUCCCUGUAGUAAGAUCAGUGUGGGUGCCUCCAAGUGUACAUUUUAAUCAUCAUUUCAUGAGUCUUCAAUAAAAUCACUAAUGGUUGUUUUGGCUGCUGUGAACGUUUUGAUGGUAUUUUUGUGAUUGUUGUGGUAUAGACGAACAUUCUUGAUUUUACGUAUGUGUAUGUUGUAUUUCUUCUGCUGGACAGUCCAGAAUAUAAAUUAUUCUUUACAGCAAAUCUGAUUCCAUGACAACUCUCAAAAAAAAAGAUGUUUCCUUGGCCUCUACUGUUUAUAGUCUUUGGAAUAAUAGAAGAUAAUUCAGUAUUGGUUUUGGAGACAGGGAGAGAAGAGCUAAAUUCUUUAAAUUAUUCUUUAAUGUUAUAUUGAGAAUAUUUGGGGGGAAAAAAGACAUUAUUUACAAAUUCCAUUUUGUGCCCAAAUUUUUCUAAAUUUUGUAUUGGUAUUAUUUCAGAAGUGCAGUAGUUGUAUAGGAGGGCUGAAUAAAAAGUGAACCACGUACCACCUAAUUUAAGAACCAGAACAUUAAUAGAAACCAUUCAAGUCCCCUGGGUAGCCCUUCUGGAUGCUUCUCCAUAGAGGUAACUCCACCCCAGAGGCAACUAUCUCUUGAUUGUUGUAAUUAUCAUUUCUUCAUUCCUUUCCUUUCUUUUUGAAAGGAUUUUCACCAAAAUCACAUGUAUACAUUGGCCUAAACAAUGUAAUGGUUAUUUUCCCUUGUUUUGGAGCUUUAUACAAUGGUAUUUUACUGUAUAUACUUUUCUACAGCUUGUCUUUUUUUUUUCUCAGUACUGUUUGUAGGAUUUAUACUUGUUAUGUGUAUGUUCCACUGCUUUCAUUGUUUCGAGUUACCACAAUUUAUCCAAUUUCUUGCUGUGCACAUUUGGAUUAUUCCCUGGUUUUAUUUUUGCAAUUAUAAACAGUAUUGCUUGUUAAAUGUCACCUGAUGCAGGUGUUUGAAAAGUCUAAGGGCUCUUACCUAGACAUGAAAUUGCUGGAGCACAGGGUGUAUGUAAAUUCAAAUUAUUUUCCAAGGUAGCGUGGACUGAAGUAAAAUGCACAACCUAUAAGUUGAGAGUUAUGUUUUAUUCGGCAGACUUUGAGGACUCGAACCUGGGAGGCAGCCUUUCAGAUUGCUUUAAGAAACUGUUCCAAAGUGGCAGGGGAGGCGCCAGGACAUAUAGGGGUUUUGCCACAAAGACUAGGUAGUCAGAACCUCAAAAGAUGACUGUCAAUUAAAGAAAACCGGAUAUCUCAAGUUAAGGAAUUUAAUGCUUUUCUUUGUAUGGGAAGGUGCAAAGUUCUGGGCUCAUUGAAAUCAUUCUUUUGAUAUGCACCUAGCUAACUAGGGCCAGCAUCCUGUUCUUUCCAUCCUGACUUCCCUCAGGGUGCACUGUUGUGGGUGGCAGCAGAGCCCGGGGCUGCCUACUUGUCUGUAUCCUGAGUUCCUUCCAUUCACUGUCGGGGGUGAUGGUAACAGCUGAUGACUUGAUGGCCACAGCAUCCUUUCUUUACUGAUAUGGCUGGCACUAUUGUUCAUUCACAGUGGUUAUGUCAAUCUUCACUCCCAACAGCAAUGUUAUCAGAGCUCCUAUUGUUCUAUAGGCUUAAGGCUUCUUAAUUUAUGACCCUCUAGUAGUUCCAAAUGGUUUCUCAUUGUGAUCCUAAUCUUUAUCAUAAAAUUGAGCAUCAAUUUAUUGGCCAUUCCAGUUUUCUCUUU